AUGUCAGAUUACAUUCCAAAUCAUUUGCUUGCAAAUGUACUUUUGAGGUUACCAUUUGAUUCUCUGCUACAAUCUAGGCGCGUUUCAAAAUCAUGGCGUGCUUUAAUUGAUAGCUCAGAUUUCAUCAAAAUACAUCUCAAUAAAGCCAACCAAGAAGCAAAUUCCCCCAGUGGGAUCAAAAUAAUUGGCCUAAACCAGAACAACUUUUACACUUUGGUUUUGGAUCUUGAAGCUGAUAGCUCCAGUAUUACCGCAAGUGCCAAACAGCUCAACGGCCCUUCGGAUUACUCUGGAAGUGAAGUUUGUUUGAAAGGCUCUUGCAAUGGACUUCUUUGUCUGAUGUAUCCAGACACAGACAAAAUUAUUUUUGGGAACCCAUGGAUUCAAAAGUCUUGGGAAUUACCCUCUUUCCCAAUUGAAUAUCACACCCGUGGUGGAGGAUUUGGUGCUGAUAUCUGGGUGAUGGAAGAUUAUGAAGUGGACAAAUCUUGGACCAAGUUAACUUCAGUUACAAUGCCUGGUUGGACAUUUUGGAGCUUGACGCCUCUAGCUUUAUCAAAGAACAAUAGGCAAUUACUUUUGCAGAUUGAUGGAGUAAAGCUUGUUCUUCAUGAUCUUGAAACAAAACGUAUUAGUGAUUUAGCCACUAGAGGUGAUGUAAGUUUUGUUCAAUCAUCAUGUACAUGUAUUGGAAGCCUUGUUACGCCUUUUGGAACAGAUUAG
This is a messenger RNA of Coffea arabica (coffee), 723 nucleotides long. The record is from RefSeq and is a predicted model, not a curated record. NCBI's taxonomy places the organism in Eukaryota, Viridiplantae, Streptophyta, Magnoliopsida, Gentianales, Rubiaceae.